Molecule: messenger RNA, 2686 nt
Organism: Anarrhichthys ocellatus (wolf-eel)
Lineage: Eukaryota; Metazoa; Chordata; Actinopteri; Perciformes; Anarhichadidae
Gene: sh2d3a
Product: SH2 domain containing 3A
Exons: 15
Coding region: 172-2220 (682 amino acids)
Biological process (GO): small GTPase-mediated signal transduction; positive regulation of peptidyl-serine phosphorylation
Molecular function (GO): guanyl-nucleotide exchange factor activity; phosphotyrosine residue binding
Source: RefSeq, a predicted model, not a curated record
GGGAGACGACUUGAAUGUUGCAGCUCCAGCUGUUGUUUGACGGUGAUAAUUUGGACCACAAAUCGAUAAAAGCAUGUCCGGGUCGGGCGAGCUGUGAAGCGGACCGAGAGCAAGAGGAGGAGCGUCAGCGCAUACUUCAGCCAGCUGAAGGUCUUUGGUGGUCGGAGAGACAUGGACUCAUUAAAGAAGGAGCUGGAGGAGGAGCUGAAGCUCAGCACCGAUGACCCGACGAGCCAUGCAUGGUUCCACGGGCCACUGAGCCGAGAGGCUGCAGAGUCUUUGUUUGAGAAGAACGGAGACUUCCUGGUCCGAGACUCGAGCUCUUCCCCCGGCGACUACGUUUUGAGCUGCUUUUGGAAGGACGGGCCCAUGCACUUUAAGAUUAUACGAGUGAUCCUUCGUCCCAAAAAGGGCUACACUCGGGAGCUGUUCCAGUUUGAGGAGGAUCGCUUUGACAGUGUUCCGUCUCUGAUCCGGUUCUAUGUGGGCGGGCGUCUGCCUAUCUCCCAGGCCUCUGGCGCUGUGAUCUAUCACCCAAUCACACGGACCCUUCCUCUGCGUGUCAUCAGCGAGCGACAUGGAGAGCCCACAAGCGGCAGCAGUGGUGCAGGGAAAGAAAGACAGACUCUAGCCAACAAAAGGCGCAGCUUCAGUUCUGAACACACCGACAGACUGCACGUCAUCAAUCCACUGCUAAGGAGUGGAAGUCAGCCUGCGAACCUGGAGAACGUUGGACGCAGACCUUUACUUCAGUCUGCACAGUCUGACGGCAACCUACGAACUGGCGUUCCACAGAACACUCCUUCGAAGGACACUGACCCCGCCCCCAUCUCCCCAGUGUUUCGCACAGGCAGUGAACCCCUGCUGAGCCCUCGGCCACGGCACACACGCCCCUCCCAUCCAGGUGGUGGUGUAACUUUGCGAGGUUCAGAUGGACAGCUGCACCCCAGAGCUCCUCCUAAACCUCUCAGGGUCUCUACAGUGUUUGCCAAUAGCAUCCCUCCCCCACCCACUGUCCGGAACGUUGACCCCUCCUCUUUCUACGAUGAGCUGGUCAUCCAGGUGCCACAGGCCCGGCAGAAAGGUCAUGUGGACCGACUGCGUGCAGAGGAGAAGUGGCAGAGCCGCGCCCGCCUCACAGAGACUUCCUUUGGCUUUCUGGAGGCACAGAAUAGUGAAGAGUCAUCACAGCUGCCGCCGUUGCUGCCGCAGAAGAAGAGGGCAGAGGAAGUGGAAGACUGGCAUUUUGAAAAGCCACAUGUGGAGUCGGUCUCGUGUUUCCAGUUGGAUCAAUUUGAAUCGCUUCUCUUGCCGGAGAACAACCGACCUCUUGAUCCCGGCGUCAUUCUGACGCUCAAAGAGCUCUUCAACCGCUCAAACGCCGACGCUACAGCUCUGCACAUGCUCAGUGUCGACUGCCAGGUAGCACGCAUUGUUGGGGUGACUGAUGAGCAGAAGACGAUCAUGGGAGUUGGAUCAGGGCUGGAGCUCGUCACUUUGCCACACGGACGCCAGUUACGACAGGAUUUGUUAGAAAGGCAUCAUCUAAUAGCACUGGCAGUGGCAGUGGACAUCCUAGGCUGCACAGGGACUGUGAGCCAAAGGGCAAACGCUUUACAUAAAUUUAUCUUAUUGGCUCAGGCCCUGAAAGAAUACGCUCACAACCUCUACUCCUUCUCAGCUGUGAUGAAGGCUCUAGAGAUGCCUCAGAUAAUGCGACUGGAGAUGACGUGGCGAGCACUUAGAAGGAACCACACGGAGUCAGCAGUUUUAUUUGAGAAGAAACUCAAACCCUUCAUGAACUUGCUGAACGAUGGAGACGACUCUGUAGUCCAGGGUCCCAUCGCCGUGCCACACCUGGUUCCUCUGCUGAUGGCGAUGGAGGGAGACGACCCGGUGGAGAACAGUGAGCGAGGCUGUCAGCUUCUCUACGAUGUCCUCCAGUCGGCUCGCAGAGCCGCGCUGCAUGCGCAAGAUUAUCAGCAGCACACACAGUCUCUGCUCACAGCAGGAAGCUGGGAGCCGGUCCCUGAGCUGCUGGAGGUUUUCCGGACAGAGUUCGCCCUGCGUAUGUUGUGGGGGCAGGCGGGGGCAGCGGCCGACAGAGAGGAGCGCUACGAGAAGUUUGACAAGAUUCUUUAUGUACUCUCGGAUAAACUGGAACCCGUGGAAAUCAGCCCACAGCAACCUGAGCCUUCGGGGGUCUGUUUCACCAAGUGAAAGGUGAACGUCAGCACUUUCACCAGCGGAAGGAAAGAUGAAAGUGAAAUGUUUUUAGUUGAGCCUUGGGGCGUUGCGGGUCUCACCCCUAAGGUCACUCGGACAUAAAGGAAAAGUUAUUUUUGAGUGAGAGACUUUCAAGCUCGUCAACUUUAACUUAUAAAGGAAUGAGUUGUGUCUUGAACGUGUGAGCCCUGGGCAGUCUUUUACUCUGAAAAAGAGCUGCGUUGGAUUCAGAAAAUCUGGAACAGUUUACCCCAAAAACGAUCUGUUAACUUCUUGAAAUGUGCAUUUCUCAUACUCGGACACAGCGUUAUCAAUCCACACCACUCCGAUACUUGAGAUUCAAAAGGAUCAACACGAGUAAAACAAAGUUAGCUCCCUUUGUACACGACCUGCUGCUGUAAGGGACCACACUGGGAAUUGUUUUGUAUCUGUUUCUAAUCCAAUGAAUGUAUGUUACAUA